This is a messenger RNA of Colletotrichum karsti, 2541 nucleotides long. Its product is annotated as ubiquitin-protein ligase sel1. Gene Ontology annotation, biological process: ERAD pathway. Bases 1 to 2541 code for a protein of 846 amino acids. Gene Ontology annotation, cellular component: endoplasmic reticulum membrane. Lineage: Eukaryota; Fungi; Ascomycota; Sordariomycetes; Glomerellales; Glomerellaceae. The record is from RefSeq and is a predicted model, not a curated record. Gene Ontology annotation, molecular function: protein binding. The transcript has 4 exons.
AUGAGACGUUCUUUCCUCUGGUUUGUCCUGCUGUUGCAGGCGGCCGCAGUCCUCAGUUCCGAUGACGCGCAAAAGGUCCUCAAGCCCGAGAGCGACGACAAUCAGGUAACAGGGAACCAAGGGCAUGCAAAGAUCCAGACAGACGUCGUUCAAGAGCAACAUGCACCCCCUCCGAGGCAACCAGGGGCCGACUUGGUCGACUUGGCUAUCCAACAGCUGGAGAAGCUCCCAUCACGAAACUUCCCGAGACGCGAACGCCGAUACACCAUCGUCUGGACCGCUUUCCGAUAUGCCCUCAAAGUUAUGCCGAGCCUCAAGGCCGCCCCGGUCCCCGGCAGCACCCCGGCGCAGGAGACGAAGGUCAACGGGCCGCUCUUGGACGCCGUCAAGCUGUUGGAACAGUCCGCUCUCCAGAACAACUCCGAUGCGCUUUACCUCCUCGCCGACAUGAACUUCUACGGCAACUGGACACACCCGAGAGACUUGAAGGUUGCAUUCGACCACUACCAGACCCUCGCGACGCUCCACGGAAACCGCACUGCGCAGUAUAUGGUCGGCCUUUACUACGCAACUGGGGUUGGCCAUGUGGUCGUGCCGGACCAGGCGAAGGCGCUCCUCUACUACACCUUUGCGGCGAUCCAAGGGGAUACUCGUGCGGAAAUGGCGGUCGGUUACCGGCAUCACAGCGGCGUCGCGACGCCCAAAAACUGCGACAUUGCGAGCAAAUACUACAAGAGGGUGGCGGACAAGGCGAUGGAGUGGUAUCGAUCAGGCCCUCCAGGCGGCAUGGCCUGGGUUGUUGAAUCAUACCGCAUUGCGGAUGAGCUCGGUGGAGUUUAUGGCGAAGGCGCCAGUGCCUCGAGCGCUGGGAUGAACGCCAUCAAAGUGAGCCCCAACUCGGACGCGAAUGCAGCCAUCGACGACGUUAUCGAGUACCUGGACCUUAUGUCCCAGAAGGGAGAUGCGAAAGCAUCUUAUAACCUCGGACGCAUCUACUACGAUGGCCAGAGAGGACUCGACAGAGAUCUGGAUCUUGCUCGGAAGUAUUUCUUCACUGUUGCUAAAAGAUACUGGAGAAAGGAUGGCCGCAUUAUGGAAAACCACAAGCAAGGGAUCGAGAAGACGGCCAGCAAGGCCGCUGGCUUCAUUGGUCGGAUGUACCUGAGAGGUGACGGCGUCGACCAGAGCUUCGACCAAGCCAAGAGGUGGUUCGAACGCGGCAUCUCUCACGGAGAUGCUCAGUCACAGCACGGCCUUGGGCUCAUGAUGUUGCACGGGUACGGGCAGCAGAAGAACGUUGCCAUGGCCACCGACCUCUUCAAAGCCGCCGCUGAGCAGGACUACGCCCCCUCGCAGAUAGAGCUGGGCGUUCUGUACCUGGAUCAAGGUGGAGCAGAAGAUGUUCGAAUUGCAAACAACUAUUUUGAGUUGGCUGCCAGGUACGGUCAGAUUGAGGCUCAUUACUACCUCGCUGAGAUGGUCUACCAUGGUGUCGGCCGCGACAAGACUUGCUCCAUGGCUUUGGGAUACUACAAGAACGUCGCUGAGAAGGCCGAACCCCUCGUCUCCUCUUGGGCUGAGGCGAAUCAGGCAUACUACUACGGCGAUCAUGAACUCGCUUUCUUGGAAUACGUCAUGGCGGCAGAGCAAGGCUACGAAAGAGCGCAGAACAACGUCGCCUUCAUUCUCGACCCGCUGAAGUCGAGCAUGACGGUGCCCGACUGGCUGCCGCUGCCACAGUGGCUCGGGUCUGAGUCGACUCGCCCUAGCCUGCUCAACAACCCGACCCUCGCUCUCAUGUACUGGACCAGAUCGUCCAGGCAGGCGAACGUCGAUUCGCAGGUGAAGAUGGGCGACUAUUACUUCUACGGCAUCGGCUCGGAGCCGGACGUCAACAAGGCUGUUCAGUGCUACACUGGUGCCUCUGACUACUCUCAAAGUGCGCAAGCCCUCUGGAACCUGGGAUGGAUGCACGAGAACGGUAUCGGCUUGACCCAGGACUUCCAUCUCGCCAAGAGGUACUACGACCAAGCUUUGGAGGUGAACGAGGAAGCAUAUCUGCCCGUCACCCUCAGCCUGCUGAAACUGCGCGCGAGGAGCGCGUGGAACACCUUCACUCAUGGACCUAUUCACUCUAUUCAAGACGACCCCAAACCGAAGAAGGAUUGGUCGCUCGCCGAGUGGAUAGCCAACUUCCUGCAAGACGACCAGAUGUUCUUCGACGACCCAUACUACGAGGACAUCUUUGACGACACUAUCGGUGGCGGCCCUGACGGCGCCCCACUGGAGGAUGACGGAAUCGCGGAGAGCCUCAUCAUCGUGUUCCUCGCGUUGUCCCUCGUCUUGUUGCUUUACUAUCGCCAACAACGACAGCAGCAGCACAGACAAGAGGAGGAAGCGAGACGGCGUCAAGAACAGCAGAACCAGCAGGGUCAGGCCGCGGCGCCCGCUCCCGUCGCACCCCAGCAGGAUCAGGGCAUGUUCCCGCAACCGGGCAACCCGGAAUGGAACAACUGGGUCGCUGGGGGUAUCGGUCACUGA